Hirsutella rhossiliensis is the source of this 1512-nucleotide messenger RNA. Its product is annotated as reverse transcriptase (RNA-dependent DNA polymerase) domain-containing protein. The record is from RefSeq and is a predicted model, not a curated record. NCBI's taxonomy places the organism in Eukaryota, Fungi, Ascomycota, Sordariomycetes, Hypocreales, Ophiocordycipitaceae. The transcript has 5 exons. Bases 1 to 1512 code for a protein of 503 amino acids.
AUGGACGGAGAACCGUUCAUAGCAGACGUCAGGGUGAACGGCACAGACUUCGUGCCAUCUCUUGUCGACUAUGGCUGCCUCUGCUACGGCGCGGUUAGCAAGCGCACAUUUCACUCUCUCCAGUUGCCACAUAUACGCGUCCAGCCGCGCAUCUUGGAGAAUGCAGCGGGAGACGGCAAGGAGGUCAAAAUCGACAAGAUCACGUAUGUGUCGAUCGACCUCGAUGGACAUCAGCAGCAUCGUGUUUUCAUGUACGUCAUCGACGAUCUGAACUGGGAUAUGAUCCUGGGUAAACGAUGGAUGGAAGACCAGGAUGUUCACAUCCAUGCGAAGGAAGGAUAUCUCGAGAUCGGGUCCAAUGGAGUUCAAUACCACAAGUGGUCUCGAGCUUUCUCUCAGCAACUGGCCGACCAGCUGCCCCCUCAUCGGCCAGGUGUGGACCUGAAGAUCGAAGUGCUGAAAGACGAGCAUGGCCGAGAGAAGCCCCUACCCUGGGGACCGCUUUACAGCAUGUCCCGCGAGGAGCUAUUGGUACUACGGAAGACUCUCACAGAACUACUCGACAAGGGAUUUAUUAGAGUCAGCAGCUCGCCAGCCGCGGCACCAGUCCUUAUGAGGGACCGCUAUCCCUUGCCCUUACUGAGCGAGACCUUGCGAACGAUAGCCAAGGCAAGGUGGUUCACCAAGGUAGAUGUUAUAGCAGCGUUCCAUAAGAUCAGGGUCGCCCCCGGCGACGAGGAAAAGACAACUUUCAGAACGCGCUAUGGAUCCUUCGAAUGGCUGGUAGUUCCAUUCGGCCUGACAGGCGCACCAGCAGCCUUUCAGCGGUACAUUAACAGCGCGCUCCAGGAUUACCUAGACGAUUUUGUGUCAGCAUAUAUCGACGAUGUCCUGAUCUUCUCCUCUGGAAGCCUGCAAGACCACCGCGACAAGGUCGGCAAGGUCCUCCAACGACUGAUGGACGCCGGGCUGCAACUGGAUAUCAACAAGAGUGAAUUCGAAGUCAAGGCUGUGAAAUACCUUGGGUUUAUCAUCGAGGCGGAGUGUGGGAUCCGAGUCGACCCUGAGAAGGUUGAGGCUGUGAAGGAAUGGGCAACCCCGACGAAUGUUAAGUCCGACGUGCCAUUCCGUUGGGAUGAAUUGUGCGAAGAAGCCUUCGAGAAGCUCAAGGACUUGUUGAUCACGGCCCCGAUCCUUGCACACUUCCAUCCAGAAAGGGAGACUAUCGUGGAAGCAGACGCUUCAGGAUUCGCGUCGGGAGGCAAACAUUCGGCAGCCGAAGCGAACUACGCUAUCCAUGACAAGGAGCUACUCGCCAUUCUCAGAUGUUUGGAGCAGUGGGAACCAGAGCUACGGGCAGUAGAGCACUUCAAGAUCCUAACGGACCACAAGAACCUGAGGUACUUCUACUCGGAAAGGAGGUUGACAGAGACAAGUGCGGUGGUCGGAGUUCCUGUCCAGGUUCCAAUUCGAGCUCGAAUGGAGGCCGGGCCGCAAGGGCGGAUUGCCUGA